This is a messenger RNA of Dibothriocephalus latus, 552 nucleotides long. The record is from the annotation of a GenBank genome assembly. NCBI's taxonomy places the organism in Eukaryota, Metazoa, Platyhelminthes, Cestoda, Diphyllobothriidea, Diphyllobothriidae.
AUGCAGCUGCUGCGCAUAUCGCUUUAUGUACCUGCAUUUUUAAAGCGCCUGCUUGCUCGCCUCGCGGAUUUCUUUCUAGGCAAGCCUGUUGCCCUUAUAGUUGGCUCGUCGAUCGGCUGCCAUUCCAGCGUGUCUGUCCUAGAGUUGCGACACCGGAUUGCGAAAUACGAGGAAGCCUUUGCGAAAUCCAUUUGCAGCUCAGAUACACCGUUUGAUGUUAUCAUCUGUCCAACCUUUGCCUUUCCGGCCCCUCUUGCAAGCACUGCGGAGAUAUUUCUAAACACAUCACUUCUCUACACAGCCCUCUACAACUUGGUUGAUUACCCAGCUGGCGUUGUACCCGUGGGCGCUGUCACGCCGGAAGACGUAAAAACGGCGGUUAAGUUGAAGGAGGACUAUCAGCGUUCUGGAGAUCGUAUAAAUGCUGCGCUGGCGAAUAUGCAAAUCGGCAGUGAAGGCCUUCCGUUAGCGGUGCAAGUUGUAGGCAGACCAAUGCAGGAGGAACUGGUUCUGAGAGUCAUGAAGGAGAUUGAAUCUGCUGCUCACUUUUGA